Mya arenaria is the source of this 594-nucleotide messenger RNA. Its product is annotated as ganglioside GM2 activator-like. Gene Ontology annotation, cellular component: cytoplasmic side of plasma membrane. The record is from RefSeq and is a predicted model, not a curated record. NCBI's taxonomy places the organism in Eukaryota, Metazoa, Mollusca, Bivalvia, Myida, Myidae. Gene Ontology annotation, biological process: ganglioside catabolic process; lipid transport. The coding region runs from base 1 to 594 and encodes 197 amino acids. Gene Ontology annotation, molecular function: lipid carrier activity; enzyme activator activity. The transcript has 4 exons.
AUGGAACUCGUCGUGUACUUCUCUGCGUUGCUGUCCGUAGCUGCAGCUAUUCUACAUUUCCAGCUCGAGGACUGCAACAACAGUCCGAACAAGAUCGUGCACCUUGCUAAUGCGCACCUGAGCAAAGACCCCGUGCACAUCCCGGGACCGGAAACAGGGGACGUCGAUCUUCAGAUCCUACAUCCAAUUAACGGAAGUUACGCUCUAAACGUUCAUGUUCAGCGCAAAGUGCUCUUCGCAUUUAUUGAAGUUCCCUGCAUAUCAAACAUCGGAAGCUGUACUUACGACCUUUGCGACCUUUUGAGCGGAAAAUAUUUCGACAAUCCGCAGCACUGUCCCGUGGAGAUCGUGUCCUCCACUCCCAACUUCCCCUGCACAUGCCCCUUUGCAGCUGGCAACUACCACCUCAACCCAACAACCUUCCAGAUCCCCGAGAUCAGCGGGGUCCUCCAGUGGCUCGCAGAGGGUGACUACAAAGUGCAUGUAACGGUCACCAAUCGCCUCUCUGGGGAAGAAGUGGCUUGCUACAACUUCCAGAUCUCCACAGAGGCUGACUGUUCUGGCUUAGGCUGCCUGUUCGGAAGAAAAAGAUAA